UUUGCAGUUUAUCUUCUCAUUCAUCGUCGCUGCAACUUCGUUUGAUGUGAAUACAUUAAAUUCCUAAAUUUUAAUUGAGGAUUUAAAUUCCAAGAUGUCCAUUGAAACAUAUAACAAAGUCACACACUGCAUCUUUGACAUGGACGGUUUGUUGCUCGAUACAGAAUAUCUGUACACCAAGGCAUUCAACCGUAUCGCCAAUCGGUAUGGCAAGGAGUUCACAUGGGAGCAUAAGGCGCAAACGAUGGGUUUUAAGCCCAAGGAAUGUGCCAAAUAUGUAGUUAAAGCAUUGGAAUUGCCAUUAACAGCGAACGAAUUUCAUGAAGAAAUUAUUGAAAUUUAUAAGGAGUUGUUUCCAUGCACCAAACCCAUGCCAGGCGCCGUUCGAUUAUUGAAGCACCUAAAAGAGAACAACAUUCCGAUUGCACUAGCUACAGGCUCGGAUCGAGUGAAUUACGAGUUGAAAACUAAGCAUUGGCACGAUCUCUUCGAGCUCUUUCAUCAUAAAGUGCUCGGCGGCUCAGAUCCUGAAGUCGCGCAUGGAAAACCCGAACCCGACAUAUUUCUUAUAGCUGCCAAACGUUUUCCGGACAAUCCGGAUCCUUCGAAGUGUCUUGUCUUUGAGGAUGCACCAAAUGGCGUGAAAGCGGCACUUAACGCUGAAAUGCAGGUUGUUAUGGUGCCGGAUCCGAUGCUUCCCAAACUUUAUACGAGAGAAGCGACCUUGGUUUUGGAUAGCCUCGAAAACUUUCAGCCGGAGAAGUUCGGACUACCGCCAUACGUGUGACAUAGUAUAACUUUCUCUCAUCGUAUGUGAUACAGAUCCGUAGAGGAGGCAUUUAUAUAUGGAAACAUUUCGUAUAAAAAUAAUUUAAUUUAUAAGAUCUUAAUCGCAGUCUUUUCAAUUUUUGUAUCUUAUUCUUUAGUUACAUUUCUACUUAAAUUUCUUUAUCCGUGUCAUCGGACAGAUCCCCCAAUUCAUCAAAAUCCUCCCGCGAACCGCCACUAAUGAACAUACUUGCAGGAUUGAAAGGAUCAGUACUGCUGAAUAUUCCUGUGAUAUUUACACACGAAAAUUUGUUACGUUUUAAUUGUUUGUCAACUGCCUCUUUUAGAUUGUUAUACGCGGCUAUCAUAUCUCGUGAACAUUGAGAUAGAAGUUCUGAAAACAAAUUAAAAAGUUUAUACACAUGCCUACGUUUUUCCAGAUAUUAUAAUAUGUGGCAAAAAGGCAAUAUAUAAAGAUUAUUACGUUUGUAAGCCGGUUGAGUAAUAUCAAAUAUUUUAUAGUAAUAGUACAAUUGAUUGUACAAAUCUGUCCCAGAAUACUGAAAACGUACAAACAUGUAUAUUAAUACUUUGUAGUCUUAAAAGUAAAAAUAUAUGAGAUAUUGAUUUAA
Molecule: messenger RNA, 1400 nt
Organism: Solenopsis invicta (red fire ant)
Lineage: Eukaryota; Metazoa; Arthropoda; Insecta; Hymenoptera; Formicidae
Product: pseudouridine-5'-phosphatase
Exons: 4
Coding region: 95-787 (230 amino acids)
Molecular function (GO): phosphatase activity
Source: RefSeq, a predicted model, not a curated record